GAAGGCGUGAAUGUGUAGAAGUGAAACACAGGUUUGAACCGUCGUCUCCAGUGCAUAGAAACAAGUCACAACAAACCCGAAUAUUUCAGCGGCAAAAACAAAAGGUAGAAAUUAGCUAUAACUCUGGAUUACUAUAAAAUUCAGCCAUCGAGAUGAGCACUGGUGAUCUGAAAGGAUGUCUGAGAAAGCUGGAAGCUGGUCUCCGUUCUCUGAAGUAUCCCAGAGAAGUGGACUAUCAAAGAUUGGCUGUGGGAGAUCCAUCAGCUUGUCUUCCUAUUGUGAGCUUCGCCUUCACGUCCUUUUCCCCCUCACUCACAGAGUGCCUGGUUGAUUAUGGCGUGGAACUAACCGGAUUGAAUGAUUUAAGAUUUAUUGAGAAUGUUUACAAGGUCUUGCGGGAUGUUUUCAGCUAUAAGCCACUGUUAACCAAACAGCAGUUUCUUCAGUUUGGCUUUGCUGAGAGGAAAGUCAUCAUUCUCUGUGAUAUCAUUGGCCUUGUUCUCAACAAACACAAAGAACUCACUAAAGAGAGCAAGCAUGUUAGUAAGCCAAAGAGAAGGCCUCAGUUUAAGAGCUGCACUAAAAAUGAGAUCUCUUCUGCUGAGAGUAAAUCACUGGAGUUAACAGGCCUGACAUUCCCUCAGAAGCAGCCACUGGUAGAAAGGCAUCUUGGCAGCAGCUCAGCACCAGCUCCUCAGAAGCUCCUCAGAUGCUCCUCAGAAGAGCAGCUACAGCAGGACGAGGAAACAGAAAAGAGGGGCUUAGACUGCGAGCGUUUUGAGGACUCAUCUCAAACUGCAGAUUCAAUUGAGUGUGUUUUAGAGAGCCGGCUGAGGGGGGUAGAAGCAAGCCUUCUGGAGAGUGUUGGCAGACUGGAGCAGCGGUUGGCCCUUAUGGAACACACGAUACAUGCUCUGGAGAAAAGCUUGGCUGGCAAGAUUAUCAUUGAGAGCAACCAGUGGGAGAACUUGGAGAGUCGCGUGCUGCUGCUGGAGACCAGGCAGGCUUUGACCUCAGCACAGGGUCUAACUUCAGGAGAUGGUGUCCUCAGCACAGACAAUGGUAGAUUCAAAGAGGACACGGUAUCUGUGAGUGGUGUUUCUACUGCGAUUCAUCCACCAUCUGACAUCAGUGAUAUCGGACACACUCCAGCAGCUCCCCAUCCGAAAUCCCACAAUUUUAAAGAAAGGCUGGACAGAAUAGUUCACAUGAUGAAGGAUACAUCUAACAUUCUGCAAAACAUAGAACCCACAAUGUAAAUUUAAUCUUAGUCCAGAGAAAUGUAUUUUAAAGGAAUAUAAUUUUUCAUUAAAAAAUUGACAAAUUCUCAUAUUGUUCCAAAAUUAGUGUACCAAAAACUUUCUGAUAAACAGACCAAAAUUGUAAUUCGUUAAAAGUAUUGCCCAAUACCAUAUGGUGGCAACUGUAUUUCAAAUAAAUCAAAUAGAUACUU
This is a messenger RNA of Cyprinus carpio (common carp), 1453 nucleotides long. Its product is annotated as centrosomal protein of 44 kDa-like. Lineage: Eukaryota; Metazoa; Chordata; Actinopteri; Cypriniformes; Cyprinidae. The transcript has 11 exons. Gene Ontology annotation, cellular component: centrosome; spindle pole. The record is from RefSeq and is a predicted model, not a curated record. The coding region runs from base 153 to 1259 and encodes 368 amino acids.